Messenger RNA from Amoebophrya sp. A120, 3154 nucleotides. The record is from the annotation of a GenBank genome assembly. NCBI's taxonomy places the organism in Eukaryota, Dinophyceae, Syndiniales, Amoebophryaceae.
GAGCCGUUGAAAAGAGUCCAGGCGAGGAAGAGAAAAUUGGACCUGCACAAAGAACUCUGCAAGAUUGGAAUAACAAGAACAACGUCCGGGGCAGCUGGAAAUCCAGGGAAUCCGGCCCAGCGGCAGCAGCUGGAUCCCGAUCCAGUUCCACCCGCAGUGUUUCAAUUUCCGCAAUGCGAAGUACGCCAGAAUAAAUCCACGGGAGCCCACUACGAGGAUUUGCUGUAUCAGGACGUCGAGAAAACGCCCACCGCGUCUGGGCGCAAUUUGCAGCCGUACUCUGUGACGACCCGUCAGUGGGCGGAGAGCGUGCCGAACAAUUUGCUGAGAGUCUAUCUGCAAGCCUGCAAAGACAGAGUGGUCUUCUGGGACCCGGGGCAAGAAGAGCCCAAGGACUUUCCGGUUAAUGAGCGGGGUUUGGAUGUUGAGCAGCUUCAGGCCGGAAAAGAACCAGAGGCUGUGGUGGGUACGGCAGAUGUUUAUUUCGAUCGUGUCGCAGAGGAAGGGGCAGCCCGUGAAGGGGCCAGCGGACAGCCGGAAGAAGACGAUUUUCUCGCUGCGUUGUUUGACACCACAAACAGGGACCGCUCGCUGGAAGAGAUUCUAGCCUCUUCAAACGUGCAGCCAGAAACGGGAAAAAAACUCGAGGAGCAUCAACUCGUCGAGGACACCGGCAUCGUAAAAGAAGAACCGCGUGAAGAGCAGGAACGUACGGGGAAAGAAGAAAUUAAAGAUCUCGAGGACGGAAGGAAGCAGGACGUUGUAGCACCAUCUUCGGUAAUUGUUUCGUCCGAUGAUUCCGAAUCGAAAGUGCCGCAUUCUGGCUAUCUCGACAUGCGGGCGUACCGCGAGCUGAUGCGCGAAGGCGUUUUUGAAAGCGAUCUGGUCGUAAGUGCCUGGGUGCAGGACUUCGAGGACGGGCGGGCCAUUCGCAAGAUUGCCGAGCCCCACUGCAGUAGGUGUACAUUGCAGGAAGCGGGAAGGGGUAAUCUGGUACGACCUUUCGGGGAGAGAAAGCCGGGAAGUUGUCAGGAAGAUAAUUCAGAGAAUGGUAGGGAAUACUAUCUCUACCUCGACCCUAUCCCACCCGCUCACCAGCUGUGCUACACCGCGAAAGGCGCACCGCUGUGCCUCCUCGAGUACCAGCGCGAAGUGGAUCGUCUCUAUUUCGAGCGCAGUUUGUUCACAAGAUAUCUGUCGCCUCGCACUGGGCUAACGUCCUACAACCUCCGGCCGGCGAGCUACAUCGCAGCGCGCGGGAAUAGUUGUGACCUGCGGAUUUCUACUGUUAUAACCACUCGAAGAAGCAACAGAGGCAGCGGGAGCAACAUCAAUAAAGAUGGCGCUAGCAAUAAUUCGCCCUGGACGUCGUCGGUAGAGGAGUACGAGAAUGAGACCGACUUCCGUCUGAACACCGUUGAGGCACAAUACUUCCGCCUGGACCUGGAAUUUCGCGGGCUGUUCCUCCAGAGAACGGCUAGCAAGAUGCGAUCUUCGUGCAGCUUCAAGGACGUGGACGCGAGGCGAAGAAAGGUAGAGGAACAUGCGGCUGCGAAAAUUUCAUCUGUUUGUAGUGGAGCGACAAAGCAUCUUUCCGUCCGGGAGUUGCUGCUGCAGAAAUUUGACAUUUAUUCCUGUUCAUCUACUCAAGAAAGUGAAAUUAACACCAACGCAACUACAUCUGCCCUUUCCCCAGACCCAGACCCUACAGGAGAAGACACAAAAAGCCGCAAAAAAGCCGCCGGGAAUUUAUUUUCUGGCAACACCAGCGGAAAUUAUAGCAGCGAGAACUUUUUCAGUCCAAACGCCAAAAAGUCAUCGUCAAGGGCGUCAGAGAAGAACGUCGCGACUUUUUUGGCUUCGCGGCGGAGUCCCGAUAUUGUCGCGGGUGUAGGACUGGACAACUUGCCAGAUUCCGGUUCGCGCGGACAGCGCAACGUUGUGCCCGCGCAUCUCGGGGGUAUCAACCUCGCUUCCCGCACGUUUUGGGCGCAGGGCGGUAAUGGUGGUCACGAGGGUAGAAGCACUUCUGCACUGCAGAAUGUCGUCGCUUUCGCGCUCGGUGAUGCAGAAUCCGACAAAAGGCGAGAUUUGUUGUUGGACAGCUGGUUCGAAGAGUAUGAAGUAAACUACUGGACGGCCUUGCACGAACUUGUGUCUGAAUUGGCCUUCCUGAAAGAAGAAGAAGAUGAAGGUGCCACUGGAGCGGCUUCUGGAAGUGGGUCAUUCGCGGCCUAUUGCAGGGCGGGACUACAACUAGCAGCAGAAGUCGACCACAAAACCCUGGUGUCCGAUCAACGCGCAGAGGAGCGGCGGUGGUUGUUAUCGCGCAUUCGGGCGGAACUCCUGGACGACGGUUGGCGGGCAACACAGUGCUUGAAUGCGUUCGUUUGGUGCUUCGGUCCACGUGGUCGACGAGAUAAAACGGAGUGCGAACAAGAGGAGGAACUUCUUCUCACCGCUGCAGCAGAGAAAACGAUAAGGGACCGCAUCGAAAACAUCACUAAGCAGCGCCGAUGCGAUUUCGGAAAUCGGGACGGCGCCUAUGCGUCACACGGACCAGCACGGCAGCGAAUGCUGGAGGAGCGGCUACAGGAGUACUGCGAGUUUGUGUUGCUGCUUUGCAAGCGCACAAAUGGGACGAGUGCCGGAGCUCCAUCAGGGUCAGAUGCGAAAUUGCGACGCGAUCUUCCGAAAUUCGCCGAACGAACCAUCGAUUUUUCCGGGUGCAGCACAGAUUUUCGUUGUAGCAGAACGGCAGACGCGAACCUCUUGAGCAACGCCUUGCGCAGUGACUACCUUCCACCAAUCCAUUGUGUAAGGAAUAGCCUAGGAUGCUACAGCUCUCGAAGCAAAAAGGCCAGACUUGAGCAGAGCAUUGCUUCACGAUCAGUGUUGCAUCACGAUGAUCAUAGCGAGGACAUUCAGGAUUUGCUUUCAUCUGAGAAGCUGCGCAAGUGCUUGCUGGAUGGCCAAACGUCAGAUCAGACACCACAUCUCGCAGACCUAAGGAUCAUAGAUGUUUGUCGAUCUGUCUUGGCGGGUGACACAUAUGACAAUCCGAACACUUCUCUAAUACGCACCAAAGCAAACGAAAGCCAAAUCCGUUUGUAGGAGAGUCAUCUCGAUGUUGCCAUGCAACGACACGUGCGCG